Colletotrichum tamarilloi is the source of this 2997-nucleotide messenger RNA. Its product is annotated as N-terminal amidase. The transcript is spliced from 4 exons. Gene Ontology annotation, molecular function: protein-N-terminal asparagine amidohydrolase activity; protein-N-terminal glutamine amidohydrolase activity. Gene Ontology annotation, biological process: protein modification process; protein catabolic process. The coding region runs from base 1 to 2997 and encodes 998 amino acids. NCBI's taxonomy places the organism in Eukaryota, Fungi, Ascomycota, Sordariomycetes, Glomerellales, Glomerellaceae. The record is from RefSeq and is a predicted model, not a curated record.
AUGAGGAUAGGCUGCCUUCAGUUCGCUCCCCAAGUGGGCGAUAUCGACAAUAACCUCAACCGCGCCGACUCUGUUUUGAGCAAGGCGGAUACGGACGAUCUCGAUCUUCUUGUACUGCCUGAGCUGGCUUUCUCAGGAUAUAACUUCAAGUCGUUACAGCACAUUUCACCUUUUCUCGAGCCAUCAGGCUCCGGCAUCACCUCCUUGUGGGCUCGAACCACAGCCCUCAAGUACAACUGCAAUGUGGUCGUUGGAUAUCCCGAGAAGGUCGAUGUUACGAAUCAGUGGCCUACGGGACCCGAAUACUAUAACUCCGCUAUUGUAGUUAACGGAGAUGGAGAGACGAUCGCAAACUACCGGAAAAGUUUCCUCUACUACACUGAUGAGACCUGGGCACUCGAGGGGAAUAGAGGGUUUUAUGAGGGUUGGAUUCCCGGACUUGGAAACACCUCCAUUGGCAUCUGCAUGGACUUGAACCCCUACAAGUUUCAGGCGCCUUGGCAUGCGUUCGAAUUUGCUUUCCACAUUCUCGAAUAUGAUUCGAACUUGGUUAUCAUUUCGAUGGCGUGGAUGACUAGGGAAGAUGGCCGCCUGUUCAGCCGGAUGCCAAAUGAACCAGACAUGGACACACUGACCUACUGGGUCACCCGUCUGGAGCCUCUGAUCCGGGCGGAAAAUGAUGAGGAGAUCAUUGUCGUCUUCUGUAAUCGCACUGGUAACGAGGAUGACGCGGUCUACGCUGGUACGAGUGCAGUCAUUGGGAUUCAGGGUGGCGAGGUCAAGAUAUACGGACUCCUCGGCCGAGGCGAAAAGGAACUGCUGGUCAUCGAUACCAACAAUGCGCCGUACGCAAAGCUGGUUUACCGUCCAGAGCCCGAGAGGCCGUCUGCUGUACACUCUGAGUUGCAACAGUCUGGAAACAGUCCCUCAACGCCAGCAUCAAAUGCAUCAAAAGGCACGAAACAAGGGUUUUCCUCGCAUACUCCAACCCAGCCAACGUCACCUCCGACCAAACCACCCUCUGUUUCCACCUCUUCUUAUCAGUCGCCAAAGAGAUUGCCAGCGUCAAAGCAAACUAAGUCGCCGCCAGCGAGGAUUCAAAUCCCACCGACUGAUUCCUCCGCCGGAGCUCACUUCCGAGGCAUCUCAGCGAAGUCCACUGAGUCCAAUCUGCCGACGCCAACUGCUCCGAGCCCGACACCUAUGGCAAUCAGGCCCAAAUUGAUCAUCCCACAGUCGCCUCCUCUCGAGCCAUGGCAAUCCGGAAGCCCAGUUCCGCAGAGCAGCCAGUCCGUCCGCUCUGUUCAGUCGGUUCUCUCCAAUCAGUCGGUCGCCUCAAACCCUCGUCCACCUGAAGACAGCACUCCUUAUCCCCAUAGCGGCGCACCCUUGAGUGGGUAUCCUACAAGCAACCGCGCUGUGGACAAGAACUUGAAGAUCUACGGCGGCAGUGUUUCAAUAACGCAGAUGCCUUUCACUCCCAUCACCCCGUUUGACGACCAGUCGCCAUUGGAGCCUCGCUAUUUCUGGCGGCCUUCUGAGACACUAUUGAAGACUCCGAUGGAGUCAAAAGGUCGAAAUGGGGUCGCAGAGCCGGAUCACACCAGAACCCAAUCCUUCAACUUUCCUCCUUUCCCUCAGAACGAGCCAACUGCUCGCGCGCAUUCCUCAAACUCCAUGCGCACAGUAGCCACUGCUGGUAGCACAAAGUCAAAAAAGGCCGCUGAUCAGCCGCCAACUGAGCGGAAACGUGCCCCGUCUCAGAGCUCGAAGGCACGCCACUCUAGCAAGACACGUUCUGGAGAUUCAAACAGCUCGAAAGGCGAUGGUCAAAGGAAAGAGGUCCCUAGAGGUGACUCUGCUACACCAGCCCGGCCGUCAUCGCCAAAGUCGCGCAACGCCAGUCGAACAAGAAUGCUAGACCGAUCCGAGUCCGCCUUGGCACACCGCGAACAAGUCUCGCAGCAGCUAGGAUCCAUCUCUCAAAGGGCAGAAUCAGUCAACAGAAAUCGAGCUCAGUCGGAGGAAAAGAGAACCGAAACUCCUCAGCCCGACCGGCCGUCCUCCCCAAAGUCUCGCAACUGCAGCAGGAGCCGCCCAAGUGAGCAUCUCUCGUCCAUCCUGAUCGCAGCCAGUCCGAGUAUUUACCAUGACGAGUACAAUCGACGAUCACUUCCAGCACUGCCGGACACUCAGAACACCCAACCUCAGCGUCCGAUGUCCCGAAUGAACAACCGCGCAAGAACCGGUUCGAUAACAGAAGCUGAGCGUGAGAACCUAAGGAAUGCUCGUCCUUCUUCCAGAGCUUCAAUGAGUGGAGGACAAGUCGGACCACGUUCCGCUUCACGUGCGGCUAGCCGUGGCCGACAACCUGGUGCAAAGUUCUCACCGCCCAAGAUGUCACCUCACGAUCCUUCCCUUCCAGUAGAGCACGCGUCUGACGAGAUAGUCCGCAUCGAACGGGACAGAGCAAGUUCAAUCGCAUCCAAGCCUCCCAUCAGCUCUCCGGCUUCCGAGCCCAACUUUGAAAGAGUAGAGGCUAUUGUUUGCCCCAACUGUCCUGUUCACGGACGGCACUCUACAGGAUCAGUUCCAGGGUCUACUUUAACCUCUUCAGAACACAGACUAUCUCCGGGUCUGACAUCUGGUCGAUCAGCGUCGUCCCCGGCUGCAUCGCAUGUUACUGAAAGCGCUGUUGCCGCAUCGGCCAGCGCUGUAGGCAAUGAUCCUGGGUUCUCGGCCACCAAAUCUCCCAAAGUCAGCGACGCAACCUCUUUGGCUGAGACGAUUGAGACGAUAUCGAGCUCCGGCCGAUCGCCAUCUACACCACUGUUCGAACCCAAGACUCCUCGUGCCAUGGUCAUCAUUCGUGACGUCGAGCCUUUCGGCGUUGAAGGAAAGGGUUUCUCAGACUUGGCGGGUAGUUUUCCUGAUUUGAUUUGCACCGAUAGAACUGUCGGCCCAACAGCAGAUGGACCGCAAGUCGUAGCAGCAUAG